UGGCACAGCAACGGCUGAAGGUGAUUAUACCGCAAAUUACAAUGUUAUGUUCAGUUUUACAAGUCCCAGCCGAGAAAAGGAAAUGAGUAUUUCAAUAAUAGAUUCCAACGAUGUCGAAGGAGAAGAAACGUUUAAUGUCACCUGCUACACAAAUGACGUACGAGUACGAAUCGGUAGCUCUUGUCAGAAUGCCGUGGUUACUAUUCAAGAUGACGACACCAAGGUAGUCUUCUGUCCGGAUGUUCAAUCAAAACAAAUAAGGGAGAACAAUGGUCCUCUUUCAGUCAAUAUUUGUCGUGAGGGUGACCUGUCUUACCCGCUUACUGUCGUUAAGUUAUGUACGACAACAGAUGGAGGAGUCCUUCCUUCCGUUACCGAAGCCUGCGCACUUCUAAGGUUAACAUCAAAUAGCAACAGGACAACUUCUGAAAUUACUAUAAACGACGAUGAUGUUGGAGAGCAAGAAUUCAAAUCAUUUUCAUUUUACUUGGAAAAAAAAGAUGAUGAUCCUUCAGCCGAUUCCGUCACAGUUGACGGCAUAACCCGUCCUAAAGUAACUAUUCAGGAUGACGAUAAUACCUUUAGUCUGAUGAACGUCAGUAACAAUAUUAUACAAAAAACUGAAGGUAUUGGAGGAGCUGAUGUUAAUGUCACUAUAAUCAGAGAAGGGGAAAUUUCAGCUCCUUCCAAUGUCAGAUUAGAACUCAUAUUUACUACUGCAGAGAGUGCAGAUUGCACUGGAAUAAGCCCCCGUGUUAUCCAAUUUAAUGCAGGCGUAACAAGUAAAACUAUAACAGCCUGUACAGUGGUAGAUGACAAACUAAUAGAAGGCGACGAGACCUUCAAGGUUAAUAUAUCAGGAGUGUCUCCAAGCAAUGUUGAUAUUCGGUAUUCUGAAAGACUUGUCAAACUGAUAAGUGAUGAUGUAUAUGUUACAUGCCAAGGAGGGGGAAGGUUGAAAGAAGCCAAUGGUCCUGCUACAGUGAGACUGGACAGAACUGGAGCAACCGCAAUCACUGCUAAUGAUAUAUUGUGCAGCACUGCCGACGGUACGGCUUUAAGCCCGAGCGACUACACAUCUCAAGCUUUGGCCACAGAAAACGUAGGUUCCUACAAAGUACGACUUUGUCGUGUUGGUGUGCUUGAAGACACCCACACUGUGCGACUAUGCAGAACUUCCGAUUCAGUCUAUCUGCCGCAUGAUUAUCCAUCAGUAGAAGAACAGUGUGAUAAUAUAGUGUUUACAGCCUACGACACGGUAAAAGAACUCGUCAUUCCUGUGACUAACGACACUUGGGGCGAACAAGAGUACAAAACAUUCAACGUUUCCAUAAACACUAACGAUUCUCGCGUCACCUUCAACGAUACGACAAGUUACGUUGUUACCAUACACGAUGAUGACAAUACCUUUUAUCUGACGAGCGUCACGGAAAUGCAGAUGACUGAAGGAAUUGGGCCAGGCAUUGUUACUCUCACUAUAAACAGAGAUGGUAGAACUUCAGUGGCUUCCAAUGUCAGUCUGGACCUCAUAUUCACCUCUACUGCAAAGAGUGCAGAUUGCACUGGAAUAAGCCACCGUGUAAUCCAAUUUGCAGCAAAUGAAGACAGCAAAACAAUAACAGCCUGUACAGUGGUGGAUGACAGACUAAUAGAAGACGACGAGACUUUCAAUGUAACGAUAUCAGGGAUGUCUCCAAGCAAUGUUAGGGCUGGGAAAUCUGAAAGAACUGUCAAACUGAUAAGUGAUGAUGUAAAUGUUACGUGCCAAGGAGGGGGAAGGUUGAAAGAAGCCAAUGGUCCUGCUACAGUGAGACUGGACAGAACUGGUGCAACCGCAGUCACUGCUAAUAAUAUCUCGUGCAGCACUGCCGACGGUACGGCUUUAAGCCCGAGCGACUACACAUCUCAAGCUUUGGCCACAGAAAACGUAGGUUCCUACAAAGUACGACUUUGUCGUGUUGGUGUGCUUGAAGACACCCACACUGUGCGACUAUGCAGAAGUUCCGAUUCAGGUUCUCCGCCGCAUGAUUAUCCAUCAGUACAAGCACAUUGUGAUAGUAUAGUGUUUACAGCUUACGACACGGUGAAAGAACUCGUCAUUCCUGUGACUAACGACACUUGGGGCGAACAAGAGUACAAAACAUUCAACGUUUCCAUGAACCCUUCCGAUUCUCGAGUCACCUUCAAUGAUACGACAAGUUACACUGUCACCAUACACGAUGACGAUAAUACAUUUUGCUUCACGAGAAYGUCGGCUACAGUCUACGAAGAACACGAUAAAUUUGUCAACUUGACGAUCAGAAGAACGGGAGCAAUCACUGUGUCAAACGCGUCUGUCAUCAUUAACACUUCGCCACAAACUGCCAUUACUCCAGAGGACUACACAGAACCGAUUCUUAACCAAAGUUUGAUUUACUUUACUGGGGAGAUUGAAAAAAAUAUCUCAGUAAAUAUAGUCAACGAUAAACUUGUAGAAGAUGAUCAGACGUUCCAGCUUUCAUUGACUGGUGUUGAUGGAAGUACCACGUUCUCAGACUGUAAGAUUUCUAAUGUAACUAUUAUCAGCAAUGACGUGAACAUAUUCUGCAGAGAUCGGAGAGGACAUCAAAGGUUUUACGAGAACAGACAAGGUCCUGUACUCAUGGAGUUCACGCGAGAAGGAUCUCUGCAAUACAACCACACAAUGAGAAUUCGUACGCUUAAUGGCACCGCUCAAUCUGGUAAAGACUACAUUGCUAUUGAUAAAAUCUUAACAUUUGCACCCAACCAGUCCAGCAUAAAAGAAAGUGUGGUGUUGGUGAAUGAUAACGUCCUGGAACCUGACGAGACGUUUAGCUUGUCUGUGUCGUCAUCAGAUGACAGGGUACAUAUGAUAUGUCCUGGUACCGACUUUACUAUUAUCAAUGAUGACACUUUCAUCAGAUGUACUAACCAGAGCAUUGUGGUCAGCGAGGGUAACAAAACCGUCUAUUUUACUUUGAAAAGAGAAGGUGUCUUGAACAUAACUUCUCCUAUCUGGUUUAGUACAAAAGACGGCACAGCAUUUGAUAAAUCAGACUACAAGCCACAAAACCAAGUCAACAGAACCUUCCCUCCAGGUCAAGUGUACAUGACGUUAAGUGUCGAUCUGGUUGACGACGAGUACAAAGAAAACAAUGAAAAUUUCUCAGUCAUCAUUGAAUCUUAUGUCCCCACGACGUUUACGUCAGGAGACAAAUGUGAACUUAUUACCAUCCAGGAUGAUGAACCAAAUCUUACCGAGCGCAUGACAAAGCAACAAGCAGAAGCACUCCUCGUAAGACAGCGCAAUCUCGAAAUAAUUAUUGGAGUGGGCCUAGCAGUUAUGGCCUUGGUUGUUCUGAUAAUCAUCUUCAUAUUUUUCUUUUUCUUAUGCCUACGUAAGAAAUGAUCAAGUAGUUAAGAAACAAUGAAAAGUGGAGUCUAUUGACUCACUGUAUUCAUGCACAUCACCACACGUUCUCGGUAUAUUAAUCAGGGAAUCGAAGACACCAUGAAACAACCAAUCACUACCCACUAUAUUGAUUAUGGCACAUCACGACACUCUCACGAUACCUUCAAGGAAAUGAAGUCAUCAUAUAAACAACCAAUCACUACCCAUUAUAUUGUUUAUGGCACAUCACGACAC
Molecule: messenger RNA, 3646 nt
Organism: Actinia tenebrosa (Australian red waratah sea anemone)
Lineage: Eukaryota; Metazoa; Cnidaria; Anthozoa; Actiniaria; Actiniidae
Biological process (GO): sodium ion transmembrane transport; cell communication; calcium ion import across plasma membrane
Cellular component (GO): postsynapse; axon; sarcolemma
Molecular function (GO): calcium:sodium antiporter activity
Source: RefSeq, a predicted model, not a curated record